Molecule: messenger RNA, 1872 nt
Organism: Akanthomyces muscarius
Lineage: Eukaryota; Fungi; Ascomycota; Sordariomycetes; Hypocreales; Cordycipitaceae
Exons: 5
Coding region: 1-1872 (623 amino acids)
Biological process (GO): GABA catabolic process
Molecular function (GO): succinate-semialdehyde dehydrogenase (NAD+) activity
Source: RefSeq, a predicted model, not a curated record
AUGCGCCCUGUAGCUACAGCACCCCGCGCCACUGGGGGAGCAACGGAUUCCCGCGGCCGGCAAUCCCUCCGAUCUGCGGUGCGAGAGGAGCUCCAGCUACAAUCCCGGCUGAAAUCCCCAGCUCUUCCUUUCUGCAUCUGCAUACGCCAACCUUCGGACCUGAGAAGUAAGAGCAGCCAGUCUCGCGCGGUAAUAUCUGCUGCAUUUCCAAAGAGACCAACACAGCGGGCCGCAGUUGAUUCAGCUACUCGCACAACGCACAGCGUUUUCUGCCCCCUCACGUUCACAGCUGUUGAAAUGGCCCUUUUGCAAAGAAUUGCAGCCCAAUCAACCCUUCGCUUUGUUCCAGCUGUGUCUAUGACGCUGGCCCGAAACGCUUCCACCAUGGCCCCCAAGCUCAACGACCCCUCGCUUCUGAAGCAAAAUGUAAACUACAUCAACGGUCAAUUCGUACCGUCCAUCUCUGGCAAGACCUUCAAGGUCACCGAUCCCUCGACCGGUGAACUUGUCGGCACCAGCGCGGAGGCCGACGUUGACGACACCAAGAGCGCCAUUGAGGCGGCCGCCGAGGCCUUCAAGACGUUCCGCACCCAGACCGGCCGCGAGCGCGCCAAGCUCCUGCGCAAGUGGUUCGACCUCAUGAACGAAAAUGCCGACGACAUUGCCAAGCUCAUUACCUGGGAGAACGGCAAGCCCAUUGCCGACGCCAAGGGCGAGACAGCCUACGCCGCCAACUUUUUCGAGUGGUUCAGCGAGGAGGCGCCCCGAACCUAUGGCGACACGAUCCCCAGCUCGCUUGCUGCCAACCGUGUGUGGACCGUCAAGGAGCCCGUUGGUGUUUGCGGCCUCAUUACUCCCUGGAACUUCCCCGCCGCCAUGAUUACGAGAAAGAUUGGUCCCGCUCUGGCUGCUGGCUGCACUGUCGUCUGCAAGGCCCCCGGCGAGACUCCCUUCACUGCCCUGGCCCUCGCUGAGCUGGCGCACCGCGCCGGUAUCCCCAAGGGUGUGGUCAACAUCAUCGCUUCUCUCGAAAACACGCCCGCUGUCGGAAAGGAACUCACCACCUCGCCCAUUGUCAAGAAGGUCUCCUUCACUGGCUCCACCGGCGUCGGUAAGCUUCUCAUGAGCCAGUCCUCUAGCACCCUGAAGAAGCUCUCUCUUGAGCUCGGCGGCAACGCGCCCUUCAUUGUCUUUGACGACGCUGAACUCGACGCCGCCGUCGCUGGCGCCAUCGCCUCCAAGUUCCGCUCGUCUGGCCAGACGUGCGUCUGCGCCAACCGCAUCUACGUGCAGCGCGGCAUCUACGACCAGUUUGUGACCAAGUUUGUCGAAAAAGUCAAGGCCUUCAAGGUCGGCAACGGCUUCGAGGAGGGCGUGACCCACGGCCCGCUGAUCCACGACCGCGCCAUCGACAAGGUCCAGAAGCACGUCGACGACGCCGUCUCCAAGGGCGCCAAGCUCCUCGUCGGCGGCCAGGCGCUGCCCGACCUCGGCAGCAACUUUUUCCAGCCCACCGUUCUCCGCGACAUGACGGUCGACAUGGCCAUUGCCUCCGAGGAGACAUUUGGUCCCCUGGCGGGCCUGUUCCCGUUCGAGACUGAGGCCGACGUUGUCGCCAUGGCCAACAAGUCCGACGUCGGCCUGGCCGGCUACUUCUUCUCGCGCGAUCUGGAGCGUGUGUACCGCGUCGCGGAGAGCCUCGAGGUGGGCAUGGUAGGCGUCAACACGGGCAUCAUCUCGGACGUCGCGUCGCCGUUUGGCGGUGUCAAAGAGAGUGGUUUCGGUCGCGAGGGGUCCAAGUACGGCAUCGCCGAGUACCAAACCACCAAGAUGAUUACGUUUGGAGGCAUGAACAAGCCCCUACAGAGCUAA